UGAUAAACAAUUGGAGCAGGCGGUUGUUUCGUCUGCAAUUGCAAUUUUAAAUGCUAUACGAAUAAAUUAUUUACAGCAUAGUUUUUCGCAUUUCAUGCCUAUGGAAUUAUCUUUUAGUGAUAAGUUUAUCAUUGUAUAAUUUGUAAAAUCUUUAUUUAUCAUGCUUCGAAAUCCAUACAAAGUCUAUUCAAGAACAAGAAGUUGUUAAACUCUGUUGAAGAUGGCACCACUAGAUAUUGGAGAUCUUCCCUCAGAAUUAACGUCUAAUCCUUCGGCUUAUGUUGCUGUUACUGGCCUUGACAUAGAAAAUAAUGCUAUUCACCGUACUAUAUGGGAAUCUUUUACUACCAAUAGGCAAGAUCGAGUUCCUUUGUUCCUAAAGCUUUUGCCUGUUGGUCAUGAAUUUCCAAAAGCAAAACCUAAGCGCACUUCAUAUGACUGGUAUGUGCCAAAAGGGAUUUUGAAAACAAACUGGCUUUCGAAACAUUUGACAGAAGUACCAGCUGUUGCAGUGCAAUUUGUGGAUUUGGAUUGGGAUAGCCCUUCUUGGGCAGAGAAGCGAUUAGAAUGUGCAAAUAAAUUAGAAAUGCUGAGAGAAAGCCUGCAAGGUCGAUCUACCCGUGUUGCUUUAGUUUUAAUUCAGAAGAGAGCAGCUUUGCCUGGUACUGAUGACCAAAUUGCAGCUGAGAGGGCUGCAUCUUUAUGCAGUGCUUGUGAUUUGUCUGGUAAAACCUUGUUUGUCCUUCCUCAUUCAGACCAUUUAUAUGGAUACACAUUGCGUUUGCAGAAUGCAUUUUAUGAGUUGGCUCAAACUUAUUACCACCAUGAAAGUCGGCGUAUUAAGAAUCAUAAAGAUCAUUUGAACAAAACAACUCAUCAGCUUCUAUUUGUAAGACACCAGUUCAAGAUUGCCUUUCUGACUGAAUUAAAACAAGAUAUUUCUGCUGCUUUAAAAAGCUACAAACAAGCCUAUGCAAAUUUAAUGGAAGUUCGAGCUUCAGAUGCAAAUUUGUUGGAAAUAAAGACUGUUGCUGGAUUUAUAAAUUAUAAAAUGUGCAGACUUUCAUUUUUAAAUGGUACACCUCUUGAUGCUAUUUCUCAGUUUAGAAAUCAUGUAGAUAUUUUCAAGAAUAAAGUUGGUCAUCCAGAACUGGCAUUUGAGCAUAGUGCAUGGAUGUCAAAACAGUUUAGCCACUUUGGUGAUUUAUUUGAAGAUGCUGUGCAGCAGGGUUUGAAUGCAAUUCAAACACAACAUCCUGGUUUCUAUUACCAGCAAGCUGCUAAUCAUGCAUCAAAUCGAAAAGCUCUUUGUUAUAAGCUGUGCAAAUCUGUUGAAGAGCCUCCCGAUUUUGAAAUAUUAGAAGGGGCUGACUCCUUGGAGUUUUAUGGUCAAAGACCGUGGAGAGCAUGCUGUCAAAGUUUAGAACCACCAGAUCCUCAAAAAGAGCUGAAAGGUAUCAUGGCUUUAAAGUAUAAAGAGUUCCAUGAAGUAGAUCAUCCAAUGAUUAUUAUUCCUUUGCUAAGCAGUGCUGUUGCUCAAUUCAAGAAGUACAAGUGCCCUAGAAUGAAACGACAAUUGACUGUGGAAAUGGGAGAAGAAUAUUAUUGUUACAAAGAUUACAGACAAGCGUUAACGCUGCUGAAGCAUGUUCUCUGGGAUUACAGAGUUGAAAAAUGGAGACCCAUUGUCUCGAGUAUAUUGACUACAGCUUUACGAUCUGCUUAUUUAUCUGCCAAUAUCCAAGAUUACAUUUCACUUGGAAUUGAAAUGAUUAGUAAUUGGAUUUUGUGCAGCACUGAUGAAAAAUCAAUUUUACAGAAUAAUAUAAAUAAUGUUUUACAGGGAAAACCAUUAUUUGCCAUGCCAGGCAUUUCAGAGCAAGAUAACAAAGAAGCUGAUAAAUUAUGGCAAGAAGUUAUUCAGAAUCAUAAAGAACCUCUUAUAUUCACUAUUCAAAUGACUUCUAUUGUACCAUUCAUUGAAUGUAAAGCUGGUUUUGUAUCAGAAAAUUACAUGGCCGACCAACGAAUUACUGUUACUGUUUAUUUAAGAAUGAAUUGCCCUCAACCAAUUUCAUUUUCUAAAUUGAAUGUUCUGUUUAACAAUGAAAAAUAUAACGGCUUUUGUGAAGUGCCUCCAACUCAUGACAAAAGCUCUCAUUCUGAGGAGAAGAACAUGCACAAACUUUAUCUAGUUCCUCGAAACACUCACACCUUUACUUUUAACUUCAUUCCAGAUUUAAAUGACAUUGGGAAAGUGAUACAGAUAACAUCAGUUGCUCUUCAGAUGGGUUCUGAGGAUUACUUAUGUGCUGUUUUGCACUGGACAACUCCACCUGAGACAUUCUCUUUGGUCACUCCUAGUGCCACUGCAAUCAAGGCUGGAUCUUUCAGUGAUGAUCCUACCUUCCAAAGUAUCAUUCCACUUUCUCAUACAAACAUUCUUCCAAGAAAUGCUCACAUUACUAUUAAUAUAGAACACCAGCCACCUGCUCUGAUUAAUGAAUUUUAUGUCUUUCGUUUAUCGGUCACAAAUGAUGAAAUUAGUAAAAUUAGUAAUGUUGUACUCAAUGUUAGUCUUAAGGAAGGACAGGAGCAGUUUGUCCAUGAAAGCACUCAUCUCUCAGAUAAAGCUGAACAUCCUCAAAAAUGUGUCACAUAUUUGAAAAAUGUUUCAUUUGGUGAUAUGGAUCCUGGAGAAAAGGCUGAAAAGUGCAUUUUUAUGAAAGCAACUGAAGUUUCUGUCCGAAAAUUGAAUUUUGAGAUAAAAUAUGACAUAGAUGUGGAAAUUGAUGAUCAAUUGUUACAUUGUUGCUGUAGCAAAACCCAAGACUUGGAAGUUUUUACUGUGGAACCAUUUGAAUUUGUUUUUAAAAUUUUAAGCAUGAAGUUUGAAGAACAGCAAUCUGUUCGAGCUGAAGAACCAUUUAUUCUUAAAAUCGAUAUUCAUUCUUAUUCUUCUCUUCCAUUGCUUCUAGAAGACUCGUCGAUUGAAUUGCCUCACCAGCUAAGUUUUGUGGAUAAAGAAGUGACUUCACAAUUGCAGAACUUAUCCUUGCAUUUUAGUGAAGCAGCCAGUGAAUGCUUUGUUUUAGUAACUCCUUUAGAGUGCCCUGCCAGAAUGAGUACUGGAACUUUUUCAUUGAAAUGGAAAAGGGAUUCACAAGAUGAAUUGCAUCAUUCUGUCGUCACACCUGUACAUCUACCCUUCCUUGAUGUUAUUCAAUCACCAAUCUAUGUAGAAUUGAAUUGCCCUGCUUAUGGUGCUGUGCGUACUCCCAUGACAAUUACAUAUACUAUUUACAACCGAACCAGUUUUGUUCAAGAAAUGAAACUUGCAUAUGAGAGCAGUGAUGCUUUCAUGUAUGCUGGAAACAAAGAUAUGAAGUUCCGAAUCUUACCAAGAGAUUUGUACAAACUGACUUACAAUUUAUAUCCAUUGGUGGCUGGCUAUGCUGUGCUGCCCAACAUGCACUUGACUCUCAAUGCUGAGAAGGCUAAUGAACUUUGUUUAGAUUCUUUAGUGAAAGAAAUGACACCAUCCCAUAUAUUUGUCAUGCCUCAUGGAAGAAAAAACAUUGGUGAGCCGAUUGCAAUAGCCUGAGUGAAUGAAUGUCGAAAUGUCCGUCUGACUUCUAAAAUUUUGGACUGUGUGUUGAAAAGUUAAUUAAUUAUUUGAGAUUGUAAAUUAUGUAUGUAACUAUUAUUUGUAUAUAAGAAUUAAGAAUAAAAUAUUUUUAAAUGCUUUAUGCAAAAUUGAAAUAAAAU
This is a messenger RNA of Argiope bruennichi, 3768 nucleotides long. RefSeq names its product trafficking protein particle complex subunit 11-like (gene gry). The transcript is spliced from 31 exons. The record is from RefSeq and is a predicted model, not a curated record. NCBI's taxonomy places the organism in Eukaryota, Metazoa, Arthropoda, Arachnida, Araneae, Araneidae. Gene Ontology annotation, cellular component: cytoplasm. The coding region runs from base 221 to 3604 and encodes 1127 amino acids.